AUGGAUGACGCCACCUUCCAGCGCCACCUGAAGCUCUUAGAAAGCCGAGAUGGAUUGGAAGAAGCUGUGGACAUCGCCAUGACUCCGAUUUUCACCGAACCUGUCCGAACCCACGUUCUUUCGGCCACAAAAGGCCAGAAUCAAGGAAUGACAGCAUUCAGUCAGUAUGGCCUUUUCGCAGCAGACCUCCGCGAGACAGUCUUAGGAUCCUUGGACCCUGCCAAGUCGUCAACCAAGCCUGAUCCGCGAAUAUUUUACAAUGUUGCCACACCAUCAAGUGUUUUCAUAUGUGGAAGCCAAGGGUCGGGUAAAAGCCACACUCUGAGCUGCCUCUUAGAAAAUUGUCUUGUUCCUUCUGAGGCUGCCGUUCUACCACGUCCUCUGACAGGUCUUGUCUUUCACUAUGAUACCUUCGUUUCAGAAGCAGGUGGUCUCCCUUGUGAAGCUGCUUUCCUUUCAUCGGAGGACUGCGUGAAAGUCAGGGUCCUCUGCCCGCCAACCAAUAUACAGCAGAUCAAGAGAAUCUAUUCUUGCCUCCCUAAUGUCGCUGUUGAGGAGUUACGGAUCAAGGAAUCAGACCUUAACACCAAGCGCAUGUUGGAUUUAAUGGCAGUCAGUUCUAUUCAGGGCGGGGGUAUGCCGCUGUAUCUGCAUGUGGUAACUCGCAUCUUGCGCGACUUGAGAGUCCAGCAACAGCAGCUGGGGACAAGUUUCGACUACGGCGCGUUUAAGACGGCUUUGAAACAUGAGAACCUCACUGAUGGACAGAGGGCUCCUCUGAAUCAGCGCCUGGAGACCCUAGAAAGUUUCAUGGUCAAAAAGCGGGCAGGGUCAUACUAUAAUAGCAAGACGACGUCCACUGGAGGUGUUAUCUACAAGGGCAACGAUUGGUCACCUGUGCGCGGACAACUCACUAUUGUUGAUAUGUCCUGUCCUUGUGUAACCCCGGAAAUGGCUUGUGCACUCUUUAACAUUUGUUUAAGCCUCUUCUUAGAGCAAGAAUCUACAGUCGGCCGUGUAGUCGCCCUUGACGAAGCACACAAGUUCAUGACGGUCGGAGCUGAGUGCCAGACGCUGACAGAAUCCUUGCUCUCGGCUAUUCGACUGCAACGUCAUAUCGGUGUCCGCGUUUACAUCUCAACGCAAGAACCUACGAUAUCGCCUCGCCUUCUCGAUCUAUGCUCAAUCACCAUCGUUCACCGGUUUAGCUCUCCGAAUUGGCUACAUAGACUGGAGCAACAUCUAGUUGGUGUUUCUGUAUAUGAAGCUGAGGAGAAAGGUCGAAACGGGAGUGGUAAUACGGCAAAUGGAUUAAUCGAGAGAGAAACAAGUAGCUUCGACCACGGAUCUCUUGACCAGACACUUUUCUCAACAGGAUUGCUAUCGCAAAUUGUUCAGCUGCGAAGAGGCGAAGCUUUGAUGUUUGCACCCGGCGCCAUAAUUGAAACGGGGAAGCUUCCGUCUACAUCUACAAAUGCCGGCCUCGAACUUUUCAAAGAGUCUCCUUACACUGGAAUUUUUCACCUAGGGAAAGGAUUAUUGAAGGUACGAAUUCGGCAACGAGUGACGGCAGAUGGAGGUCGAAGUGUUUUGGCGGGUUGA
Molecule: messenger RNA, 1602 nt
Organism: Ilyonectria robusta
Lineage: Eukaryota; Fungi; Ascomycota; Sordariomycetes; Hypocreales; Nectriaceae
Exons: 3
Coding region: 1-1602 (533 amino acids)
Source: RefSeq, a predicted model, not a curated record